UUUAACAUACUUUGUUUAUGUUUAUACAAAGCGUGCUGCCGGCGUCAACAAUACAAAAAGCUUAACCUCAAAAUCAUUUAACUCGCUGAACAGACUUAAAAUUGGGAACUGAGAGACACGCAGUGCUUAAGUGGAUAAAUUCGAUUUUCGAUAUUCACUUUAUCUGCAUUCGUUUCUACACCGUUCAAAAACUUGUUAACGCUUUAUUUCUCCAACUUUUUGGCGAAUUUUUGUAUUAAAUAUGACCCAACCAGCGGAUGAAAGAAACAUCGAAAUCAAAGCUCGUGUAGGCUCUGAUUCUGAAUUUGAAACCAAAGUGAAUAUCGCUAAGAAACUAACAGCAUCCGAAGGAGAACUACUUAUUCAGAAGGAUAUCUUUUUUAAUUCAGAAACUGGUCGUUUAAAGUUGCGCCAUACAGAAAAUGCAAAAGCGCAACUAGUGUAUUAUGAUAGACCGGACAUAGCAGGUCCAAAACUUUCCAAAUUCAACAAAAUCACGAUCGAUGAACCAGAAAUAUUGGAAAAAAUCCUAACUGCAAGCAAUGGAGCACGAGGUAUUUUAAAAAAACAUCGUUAUUUAUUUAUGUACAAAAACACAAGGAUUCACAUGGACAAAGUAGAGGAUUUGGGAAAUUUUAUGGAGUUUGAGGUUUGUCUUAAACCCGAACAAACUAUAGAAGAAGGUCAAGCUUUUGCUGAAGAAUUAAUGAAAUUAUUCGGAAUCAAAGAAGACGACUUGAUGACUGGUGCUUAUUUUGAUGUUAAAAAAUGAGAUUUCAAUCUUUACAUCUGGACACUAGUAAGUAUUAUUACAUGUGAUCCAAAUUAAAACAUACCCAUACUCACUAUUAAAAUAACAAUAAAAGAUAAUUCGUUUUAUAUAAA
Molecule: messenger RNA, 885 nt
Organism: Episyrphus balteatus (marmalade hoverfly)
Lineage: Eukaryota; Metazoa; Arthropoda; Insecta; Diptera; Syrphidae
Exons: 2
Coding region: 242-772 (176 amino acids)
Source: RefSeq, a predicted model, not a curated record